AGCGCUCACAGUGGAACGGUGCGGCCGCUAUAAAGCUGCGCGACAAGUGCGGAUCGCUUCCAGGUGGAGAGACAGACCGGCAGACAGACCGGCAGACAGACAGACAGACCGGCAGACCGACAGACAGACAGCUUCAUUCCGAUACCUUUGAGUUGGAAAUUCCUCAGAUGUUCAGUUUGCCCCUUUGAAUACAUUCCUACAGUCUGUAGGACGUUAAUGUACCAACAUUACAUAUUUUUAUUUAGAUGCUGAUUUUAGCAUUAUGAAUGUAUCACAAUGUCAGCAAGUGGGUCCAAACUGUCUCCUCUUUUAUUAACACAUGAGCUCAAAUUUGUUUGUGCUCAGUGUUGUGUCAAGCAGAAAGAAAUUACAUACACAUUAAAAGCAGUCAACCACCAGUGUGCACGCGAUGUCCUGCUCUGCAAAGCUAAAGGUGGCAGCAAAUGGAGGCCUGUCUCCAGGCGACCCAGCUUUCCAAGUCCUAGUGUAUAUAUGGCUUGUUGGUUCUUUAAGGAGGGCUUUGGUUGCACACAGCACAAGAACCGGUGCACUUUUGCCAGAAGUGACGAGGAAGCUGCUGUGUGGACAUUUGAAAAGAAUCAGGGUUUGGACCACAUGCGUCUCCGUCAUCUAAUGGCUCAGUCCGAGAGACCACCUGAUCAGCCAAGCAAUGCCGAGCCUCUGGGAGACCUCUUAGCAGCUUUAGAUUUGAAGGCUGUAUGUGAUCUGUGCUCUCUCAAGCAGAGGGAAGUAACAUACACAGUUCAGUCAGUUAUACACAAGUGUGGAAGAAAUCUGCUUUUAGCUAAAGACAAAGGCUCUGACCAGUGGAGGCUGAUCAGUGAGCGGCCUGUGGCUAAUCAUAUUGGUCGAAAUGCACUUUACAAAGUGUGUGACUACUUUGUUGAGGACUCCGGAUGUAAGCAACAUACACAGGGUCAGGGUUGCACUUAUGCAAGAACCCAUGAAGAGGCCGCUGUAUGGAACUAUCUUAGAGACAAAAAAAUGGAGAAAGACGAAUUAGUCAAACUUAUAACUGAGUCGAGUACGACAACACCAGAAAGUGCAGCUGAGAGCUUUUUCCAGGAGUUUUCAGGUGAAUUCCUAGAGUUCUGUAAAGCCUGUUUUCACGAAAGUCCACAAAAACUAACAGACAAAAGGUGGAAUGACACUUGUGCAGCAGAUGCAGCACACUCCUGGGACCCUGUCUUAGUUUAUCACCUAUCAGAGAAUGGCAGGAAGCACAUCUACCAGCAGGUGCGUCCUCUUCCCCAAAACUGUCAGUUUAAGUACUGUAGUCACGUCAAGCAAGGCAAGCCCUGCUGGCACAACGCCGGGCACUGCCGUGCUGCCCAGAGCGAGGUGGAGAUGGCCGUGUGGAAAAUGGAGCACAGCGGGCUCGCCGUUCAGCCCCAUCUGCUUCAGCUGAGCCGGCAGAAGCAGACUCAUUCCAGACAGGUCACCAUGUACUGCAAAGUUUGCUGCCUGGCCCUGUCCUCCCCACAGAGCUUCUACAAGCACUGCUCCUCCCUCGAGCACGCCCAGUUACUCUCCGAGGACACCACCACCAAGUGGAAAAAAAGACAGCCUCCACACAACCGGCGGGCUGAGCUUUGGCUGUGUCCCAGACCACAAACAUGUGAGUAUGGCGAGAAGUGCCCAAACGCUCAUUCUCAGGAAGAACUGCAGGAGUGGUUAAUGCGUGCUGUGGAAGAGAAGGAGAUCAGACAGAACAUUGAAGCCCAGGGCCUCAUGUGCUACAAUGAAAGGCUCUUGGAGGAAUACAAAAACAGCAGUAAUGAAGUCUACAUUAUAUCGGAACAAGUUGACGAUGUCAAAAUCUCCUGUGACAAAGAUUUGAUCGUGGAGUGUGAAAACCUCAACGCAACACUGAAAUGGACCUUCGAAGUUGAGACAGAGAGACAGCUUGAGCAUGUGGCGCUGCUGAAGCAAGAACCAGGAGCAUCGUUCACUCUUGGUGACGCCAGUUCUGUGCCCUGCAUCUACUCCUCGGGUGAACAUUUUCUCAGUGAAGACAUGACCUAUGAAAUUACUGUGUCUUUCACAUCCAUCAACCCAGGCCUGUAUGAACAGUGGCUAGUACUAGAUUUUGGCAUGAGACCAGUGCUCUUGAAGAAACUCAAAGUAAGAGUCGGCCAACUGUCAUUGGAUGACAGUGAACAACCAAGUGUGAUCAAUGGACCCACCUUUCAAAGUGCUGAGCGCUGGCACAGAGGGAACAGGGUUAUCAUCCCAUGUUCAUCCAGGACAGAAGAACAGGAGGAGCUGUUGAAGGAGUACAAGCCUCCACAGAUUAGCUUUCUCUAUAAAUCCUCCCACAAUAGCCAAUCACCUCUGAGUAGUGAGAACUACAGAGAAAGAAUGCACCAGUUUCUGUACAAUGAGGAACGAGCAGAGGACCAGGUUGUUUCAAGACUAAAUUUUUGUGGAGAAGUUAGAACACUGGAUACGCUAUUCAGUGCACUGUCUGGCAUGACGAUGGCUCCUCAUGGACAACUGUUCUGCGCUGUCUCGAUUCCAUGUAAUCUCACACUCGACAGCCCUGAAGGACAGGUACUAAAACGAAGCAUUGUAUCUGCGCUGAUAGCCCCUUUGCCUUCACGUCAUCCAAACUCCAAGGUCUAUGAAGCCAGCAUUGUGCCACACAAAACAACCGAGAACAAAAUUCAUUUGCAACUGUCUAAACAAUGUUGCGCUGAUCUUGCACUCAGAAGCAAUGAAUCGUAUCAACUGGAGGUGCAGUUUCAGCUUGACCGUCACAGCUUCUGUUCCUUGCACAAGGCUGUGGACCUCCUUCCUGAUACAAGCAGAGUGCUGCCAGUCUUGAAGAACUGUGGCGUUCCUGUCAGUAAAGCCACUUAUGAGAACCUGAACCCAAAGCAGCAGUCAGCAAUUAACUUUAUCACAGGGAAUUCUGAUACCAACAUGUUUGUGGCACCACUCCUCAUUUAUGGACCAUUUGGAACUGGGAAAACGUUCACCCUUGCUACAGCAGCAAGAGAGCUUUGCAAGCACCCUCGAAACAAAGUGCUAAUUUGCACCCAUACCAACAGUUCUGCAGAUCUGUAUGUCAGAGAUCACUUCCAUCCAUUCAUGGGCAAGAAAAAUGAUGGAAUGAGUCCAAUUCGAAUAAAAGCAAACAAACAUGGGAGUGCUUUGGCUGCUACAGAUAACAUUACUCUGAAAUACUGUCUUCUUUCAGAAGAUAAACAGUAUUUUCUGCCACCUACAAAAGCUGCCAUAGAUCACCACAACAUAGUCAUAACUACCACAUCAAUGGCAAGACAUUUUCAUGACCUAAAGCUUGGAGCGGGAUACUUCACCCACAUUCUAAUUGAUGAAGCCUCUCAAAUGCUAGAAUGUGAAGCUUUGAUGGCCCUUGCUCUUGCUGGGCCAAACACCAGAGUUGUUUUGGCUGGAGAUCACAUGCAAAUGGGACCCAAGCUUUUCUCAGUGGAUGAUCACCACCGUUCAAAUCACACACUGCUGACUCGCUUGUUCCACUACUACCAAGACCAAAAGUGUGACACUGCCCAGAAAAGUAGAAUCAUUUUCAGUGAAAACUACCGCUCAACAAAAGAAAUUGUGGAGUUUGUGUCCUCUCAUUUCUACGUUGGGAAAAAUGAUGUCAUCAAAGUUGCUGGAAAUAUUCCAGCUCCUGCAAAUGGCCAUGCCCUAAAGUUUCACCAUGUUAGGGGAGAGUGCCUCGUGGACACUAUGUCUAAGUCUUGGUAUAACAACCAUGAGGUUACCAAAGUGGUUGAAGCGGUGACAGACAUUCUCAAACACUGGCCACCAACCUGGGGGUCCAAGGACCAAAGCUCAAUCUGUGUCCUAUCAGAGGGAUCUCAGGUUUGGAAAAUAAGGAACGCACUUUCGAAAAGAAACCUUGCCAAAGUCCACGUUGAAAAUCUUUCAAAUGUGCAAGGCAGACAGUUCAGGGCAGUCAUAAUGACAGCUGUGCAUACACGUGACAGCCUAAAAACGUCUCAACUGCAUGGUCUGGAGCUGUUUAAUGAUGCCCGUGUGUUAAACACUGCAAUGACUAGAGCUCAGUCUGAGGUGGUUGUAGUUGGAGAUGCUGCCGCCCUCUGUUGCUUUGGGAAGUGCUCAGGAAUAUGGAAAAGCUUCAUAGACCACUGCAUCAGCAACAGCAAUGUUACACCACAGCAUUUCACCAAAGAUUUCUUUGAAAAAGAUGUUGUGGAAACUGCAAGGUUCCAAAAAUUUGAACAUGAGGAUGAGAACAACAUUCUGAGUGAUGCAAUUCUCCAAGAGUUGAAAAAUGAAUAUGAACAACUGGAAACAGAAUUUAGUUCAGAUGAAGACAGUUUGGAAUUGGAGGACUUGAAUCACUGCAAGUCAAGACCAUCAUUCAGUAUCACUGGUGACACACAUCUUUUGGAGUUAUGUGUAAAACACCCAGAGAUUUUCAAGCGAGGAAAGUUUGUUAGGGAGGCACUGUACAGAGGUUAUGUCGUGCCAUUUCAAAACCCUACCAGACGUAUAAGCAUUCAAGGAAGGGCGAACCUGGGCAAUGCCUUCACUGGAGAUGAAGUGGUCGUACAAACAGCAAAGGGAGAAGAAGCGGCAAAGGUGGUUGACAUUACCAAGAAAGAUGAAUCCGCCCGUGAACUUGUGUGCCUGCUUGAGGAUGAAGACUACAGCAAACGAAGGCAAAAUAGCCAAGACGAUUUUAUCAGAAGGACAAUGAUACCUAUUAGAAAAAGUUCACCCAAAAUACAGUUACUGAUCCGUAAAAGCAAACGCAACUUCAUUCCAGUAUGGGAGCAAAUUGAUGGGAGCUGGACAAUUGCAAGAUUUCAGCAUCUAAAGGAAAGCAGAAACAAUGUAUUUGUGGUGCGAGUGAUUGGAUGGAAGGAGCGUUGUUUGUAUCCCUUGGGAAAUGUCACACAUAUUUUCCCCAAAGUUGAAUCUGUGAGUGAUAGUCUGUGGCUGCUGAAAGAAGAACUUAAAGUUGCAGCUACUACACGUGAAAACUACGAAGGUUUCUCCUUAGCAGAUAAAGGUAGUGCAGCCAAACAGGGUAGACGAAAAGCAGUAAAGGCAAUCACUUUCACUGUUGAUCCAGCAGGAGCAAAAGAUUUGGAUGAUGCCAUCAGUGUCAGGGAUGUUGGUGACCAUUAUGAGUUGGGAGUCCAUAUAGCAGAUGUGGCAAGCUUUGUGAGUCCAGGUUGUGAAUUAGAUGAGUACGCAAAAGAUCGUGGCAUCACAUACUACAGCAGAUGUGAAGACCCUAUUCAUAUGUUCCCCAAACAGCUGAGCACUGGACGCUUCAGUCUUCUGUCAGGCCAAGAUCGCAGAGUGGUCUCACUGAUGUUCGAAGUAGAAAAGGAAACACACAAGAUAAUCGGAGAGCCCACAUUUCAACUUUCUCUGAUCAACUCUGACAGGCAGUUGUCAUAUGAAAAAGCAGAAAAGAUCAUCUCCGAAAGGUAUAAGGAGAGCCCCAAAUUUGAUACAGUGGAGGACUGUGUCACAGUAGCUUACUGUUUUGCUAAAGCUCAGAGGAAGAUUAGACUUGUAGAUUGGGCUUAUUCACAGUCUGACGAUGACAGGGUGCCUGGGAAACGCAAAGCCCAUCUGAUGAUUGAAGAGCUGAGUGUGUUAUUUAACCAUCAUGCAUCUAAAACGUUGAGCAGUUUUGAGAAAACCAGGCAUUGCACACCCCUCCGCUGUCAGGAAAAACCAGAUCCUGACAAGGUAGAAGAGUUCACAGAGAAAUUUGGACCAUUAAUACCAUUGUCUUUUCAUGUGAGGCACAGACUUGACAAUAACAAACAAACCCCAAGCUGUGAAAACUUCCGUAUACUCACAGAAGUGUGGAACGAUAUCCAGUCAGCUGCCAGAACAGAUGAUACAGACAAAAUGGUGGACCUGGUUGCUGCAGAUGACAUACACCCCCUGCUCCGGGCAGUCACUGAUCAUUUCAGAAAGUGCUCUGGUAAAGCGUAUGCCAUCUGCUCACACUCCUCUCCUGCAGCAGAGGUUGGUCAUUAUUCUCUGCAGUUAGCAUCUUACACACAAGCAUCUUCACCGAUACGGCGGUACAUGGAUAUCGUCUUGCAGAGACUUUUGCACUCUUUCAUAUGUGAAAGCGAUGUCCAGUACACUCAGAGAGAUAUUACCGCUUUGUGCAGCCAAUUUGAGCAGCACCUCAAGAAUGCGAAGGAGUAUGAACAAAAGGCUGAGCAGAUCUUCUAUGCAGUGAGCAUGAAAAAACAAAGUGCCUCAAAGUUCGCCUUUGUUGUUCGUAUGGAUCCUGAAGGAGAAAGCUUUGCAGUGUCAUUUCCUUUCAACAGGAACAUACUUGCUGGGAGUUUAUCAAUAAUGUACAAAGAUUUACAGUUAGACGACCAACCACUAUAUGAUGAAGAAAAUCACAGCAUCACUCUUCAAUGGAAAAGGAGGAUCUACGCAGCUGAUGCCAUGCAAAUACACCAGGAGUUGACAAUGAUGCCGGACUGUGGUCCCUGUGUUGAGCUUCCAUUGACAGUGUGGAAAGCUACCGCUGAGGCGAUUGACAAAGGAAAUAUGGAUCGUGCUAAGUCUCUCAUAAUGAAUGCCAACAUCAAGCAACUGGAAAAACCAACUGUUCUGCCACAGUCCUCCAACAUUCCUCAUUCUCAAACUAACACAUGCACUCCUGACGAGCACGAGGUACCAGAGUUAGACAGUGAGCAUUGGGUUGACAUCCACCUCCAGCUGCAGCUCGGGGAGACCCUUAAGGUUCAAAUGACAUCAGAGAUCAGACGAGGUCAUCACAUGCCCACUGUUCAAUUGGUGCACAUUAAGCCAAAGUUCGAGAUCUGCGUGGACCAUGUCCGCAGCUCUACCACAUGCUUCACUGGAUCUGCACAUGAGCCAUCAAAAGUUCAUUAUCGGGACACCAGGGAUUACGUGCGAAUCUGGAAACCGUUGUGUGAGGUGGAAUCUGCUACCACUGCAGUGAAUGAAAGUGACAGCAUUAUCAUUGAGAACCUGGUAGUAAACUUUAAACAAGAGCAGGAAGGCAUACUAACAGGAAGUUUCUUUUUACCUGUGGAAUGGAUCAAAAAAUGGGCCAUUGAAUGUAACCUCGCAAAGUGCUUACUGUGCAUACGAAAAAGAGGUCUGAGAUUGACCUCAGCUCCAGAACAUUCAGCACCAGGUGACCCUAAAGAGUUCACAUGGGUUGCCCACAGUGUCACAAGCAAUGUAGAGGAAAGAAAAAAUGACGGAAGCAAAGUGGAGUUCUACGUCAAUCACCUGCCAAUGGAGGCGAAUGCUGAUUGUGUUUUUCAGAAAAACACCCGUUUCACAGUUGAAAUCAUUCCGAAGCUCCUGCCAGGCAUUCGAGCAGAAACUGCUGUUGCCAGCCUAGGAACAGCAUGUGAUCUUGUUCAGAGAAUAGCACUUGGACAACGUAUUCCAAAAGACGUAGUACAAUGCAGUGUGCUAAAAGGGCAAAUCGUGAGAAAAGAGCUACCAGAUGGACUGCCAAAGCUGAAUGACAGUCAAUAUCUUGCUGUGGAGGCUGCUUUAAACAAUACCUUCACACUUAUACAGGGACCGCCAGGAACUGGAAAGACAGUGGUUGGCGUGUACAUAGUCAACUGGUUUGUUGAGCUGAACGCUAAGCACCCAAGGAAAUUUGCUGACCCAAAGGACAAGGACAAAAAAGAAGUCAUUCUCUACUGCGGCCCAUCCAACAAGUCUGUUGAUGUUGUGGCAGAGUACCUGAUGAGGUUCACCGACAGCCUGAAACCCCUUAGGGUCUACAGCCAACAAGUGGAGAUGGUUGAUUACCCUUAUCCAGACAGCAACCUUCAGUUUUCUCAAAGGACCCUCCGCCAAGAUCGUUCCAAACCAGAGCUCAGGAGCAUCACUCUGCAUCACCGCAUGCGAGAGCACCCAAACCCUUUUGCAGAAGCAAUAAAAGCAUUUGACAAGCGCAUUCAAAUCAGAGAGAAGUUGACUGCUGAGGAGGUGAAGGAAUACAAAAAGGUUCUGAGAGAUGCUCGGGUAUAUGAGCUGGAACGGCACGACAUCAUACUGUGCACAUGUACACAGUCCUCCACCCCAAGCUUGCCUAAGACAGUCAGCGCCCGUCAGAUCCUUAUUGAUGAAUGUGCGAUGGCCACUGAACCUCAGGCACUGAUUCCAUUAGUCUGCAACAAACCAGAAAAGAUUGUUUUGAUUGGUGACCACAAACAGCUACGACCCAUUGUGAUGAAUCAGCAUGCAAAGAAGCUUGGGAUGACUAAGUCUCUGUUUGAACGCUACUAUGCAAUCCAUGAGAAACGGGCAGUGAUGCUGGAUACCCAAUACAGAAUGCAUCAGGACAUAUGUGAGUUCCCAUCCAAAGAAUUUUAUGAAGGAAAGUUGAAAACUGGGGUGGAGCAGCCGAGCAGUGUCCUGCGUGUUGACGACAGGGUGAUGCCAAUUGUUUUUGGGCACGUUAAAGGAGAGACCGCCUGUCUGGUUAUCAAGACUUCCAAGGGCAACAGCAACUCCAAAGCAAAUCGGGAAGAGAGAGACAAAGUGAUUGAGAUUGCCAAAAUGCUGGUGAAGAAGGCCAAAGUUGACCAGAAAAGCAUUGUGAUUCUGUCACCCUAUAAUGCCCAAGUAUCAGAAAUCAGAGAUGAGCUGAAUAAGGCGAAAUUGCACGAAAUCACAGCAACCACGAUCACAAAAAGCCAAGGAAGUGAAUGGCGCUACGUCAUUAUAUCUACAGUGUGCUCCCUUCCAAGUGAAGAGAUUGUGAGUGACCCAGAUGGAGCAUGGUUGUCCAAACAUCUGGGCUUUGUAGGGGAUCCCAACCAGAUCAACGUGGCAAUCACCAGGGCCAAGGAGGGACUGUGCAUUAUAGGAAACCAAAAGUUGCUCAGGUGUAAUCGAACAUGGCAACAUCUCCUGGACCGCUACAAGCUUCACAGUGCAGUGACAAAGGCAGACAAGAUUUCAGUUCACUGUGGCAGCAGCUGAUUCCGCUGCCUUUUGUUCGAGCAGCACAUCAGCGCUCCUGUACUGAUGACACUACUGACAACAGCACAAUGUCUUGAAACAUGUAUGUUUUUGUUGUUAUUGUAGUAGUUAUAUUCUGAGUAUGUAUUUCACAGCACUAUUUUUUGUAUUCUGAUGUACAUAUUCUCUUCUCUUUAAAAUGUAUUUGUUCUUUUUUUUGUAUCACACAUUCCUAAUCUUAACUUUGGGCAGCUGACAGAACACUGAGUUUAGCUUUUGCUAUCAGGGUCUUUUUAAUCAAUUGUUAGCUACAGUGGAAUAAUUUAGAAUUAAUAUUGUAUGAAAUUGCCUCCAGUGAGCCAUUUGUUCCUGUCUAUAAAUGAAGACAGCUGCCUCAGUCAUUGUUUUCUAGAAAUGAUAUCACAUAAUGUUGUUCUUGGUAACUUUUAUUGUUGUUUGUUCAGGGAUCAGCUUUAUUUGAAUUUUCUUUAUUGUGAAAAGUUUUUAUUGUUUGUGUCAUUU
Messenger RNA from Stegastes partitus (bicolor damselfish), 9510 nucleotides. RefSeq names its product helicase with zinc finger domain 2. Bases 277 to 9009 code for a protein of 2910 amino acids. The transcript is spliced from 20 exons. Lineage: Eukaryota; Metazoa; Chordata; Actinopteri; Pomacentridae. The record is from RefSeq and is a predicted model, not a curated record. Gene Ontology annotation, molecular function: 5'-3' DNA helicase activity; RNA binding; RNA nuclease activity.